AAUAUUAAUGACAUCAGCAUCAUUAACAGGAUCCUCUGAGAGGAAAACGCUCUCCAGGACUUGUUAUUCAGGUGACUGAUCCUGGAGCUGGAGUCCGAUUGAAAGAGGGUCAACCCCAGUGAGAUUCAACUCCACGCUCAAAGGUCUCACACCAUGGAGAGCCUGUGUUCGUCCAGCUCCGCCUCUUCCUGUCCCGACGUCUGCAAUUGGAGUAGUAACUACAGUGUCAUUCUGGAGCAUUACAACUUCACCAGACGCCUCCAACACCGAAAACCCUCAAAGAGCGGCGCCAGCGUCAUCACGGUCCUGUUCCUUUGCUUCAGCGUCUUCAUCAUCCUGGAGAACCUCAUUGUGCUGCUGGCCAUCUUGUUUCGCGUCCACCUACGCCAUCGUUGGAUAUUCAUUUGCAUCGCCAACAUCGCUCUCAGCGACUUGCUAACAGGCUCUGCUUACAUCGUGAAUAUCUGCAUGUCAGGUGAACGCACUUUCAAGCUAAGCCCAGGUCUCUGGCUAUUCCGCGAGGGGCUUCUCUUCGUAGCGCUUGCGGCGUCAAUCUUCAGCCUGCUCUUGAUCGCUGUGGAGCGCUACACUACGAUGAUGAAGCCCGUCCACCAGAAAACAGCCACCAAGACUUACCGUAUCUACAUGAUGGUGGUGCUGUGCUGGAUAACGGCACUGAUUAUCGGCUUCCUGCCGUUGAUGGGCUGGAACUGUGUUUGUGACCUGAGAAGUUGCUCUACACUUCUACCGCUCUACUCCAAGAGCUAUAUCCUGUUUGCAUUGAUCAUAUUCUUCAUCAUUCUACUCACAAUUGCAGCUCUCUAUUUUGCAAUCUACAGCCACGUUCGAAGCAGCACCGAGCUGAUGCCCGUCCGCAGCCACAUGCGUUCGUUGCGUCUCCUGAAGGCCGUCAUCUCCAUCGUUGGGGUCUUCAUGGUGUGUUGGGGCCCCUUGUUCAUCCUACUGUUGGUGGACUUCUUCUGCUACUCUCGAAGUUGUAGCGCUCUCUUCAGUCCAGAGUGGGUCAUUGCACUAGCUGUGCUCAACUCCGCAAUGAACCCGCUAAUUUACUCGUUCGGCAGUCUGGAACUGCGUAAAGCUAUUUCAACCCUCCUCUGCUGUUGCUGCUUGAAGGCGAGACUCUGCGAUCCCAAGACCUUCAUGUCUAAGGAAACCUCCAGCACUUCAGGGAGUCGGCGCAGCAGCCUGUGCAACAGCUUCAGCAAAGCGCGAAACCUGAGCACCAGUCCACUGCCAGAACCGAAGACCAGCAAGAAAACACGCCUCAGCUCCACCACUUCUUGCUUAUCUGCGUCAAGUGGUUAGGCAG
Xyrauchen texanus (razorback sucker) is the source of this 1330-nucleotide messenger RNA. Its product is annotated as sphingosine 1-phosphate receptor 4-like. Gene Ontology annotation, cellular component: membrane. Lineage: Eukaryota; Metazoa; Chordata; Actinopteri; Cypriniformes; Catostomidae. Gene Ontology annotation, molecular function: sphingosine-1-phosphate receptor activity. Bases 154 to 1326 code for a protein of 390 amino acids. The transcript is spliced from 2 exons. Gene Ontology annotation, biological process: G protein-coupled receptor signaling pathway. The record is from RefSeq and is a predicted model, not a curated record.